UGAGAUGAUAAUAUAGAGGACGGAGCAGUCGUGUCCCUGGACUGGUGAAGUGGAGCUGCGGAGGGGGCGGGGCUGCGCUCCAUAUAAGGAUUAAUCCAAUGACUAAGCUGCCUCCGCCUCCUGUCUCUAGUGCACAGAUGAAGCUGAGCUGUGCAGUGUGUGCUGCUGCAGCUGUCACAGCAAGAUGCCAGCUGAGAAGGGGCAGGUGUACGUGGUGACGGGGGGCUGCGGGUUCCUGGGGUCCCACCUGGUGCGGAUGUUGGCGGAGCGCUCCAGGAACGUGGCGGAGAUUCGAGUAUUUGACCUUCACCUGGACGAGACCCUCAGGACGCUCAGCACCGACCAGGUGAAGCUCACGCUGAUCCAGGGUGAUAUCUCCUCUCCGGAGGACGUCCGAGCUGCCCUCGUCGGUGGCGAUGUGGUCAUACACACAGCCAGCUUGGUGGACGUCUGGGGUCGUGUCCCGGCCAGCAAGGUCACGAAGGUCAACGUGACAGGAACAGAGAACGUGCUGAGAGUAUGUGAGGAGGAAGGGAUCCAGUAUCUGGUCUACACCAGCAGUAUGGAGGUCGUGGGGCCCAAUAUACAUGGGGAUCCCUUCUACAGGGGUAACGAAGACACAGAAUAUAACAUCUACCAUGACCAACCGUACCCGCUGAGCAAGUCCAAAGCCGAGAAAAUGGUGCUGGCGGCUAACGGGAAAAAGAUAAAUGGCGGGAAGAUCCUUUACACCUGUUCGCUGCGUCCCACAGGGAUCUACGGCGAGGGACACGAGCUGAUGAGGCAGUUUUAUAAGCAGGGGCUGAGGACUGGGCGUCGGGUGUUCCGAGCCAUUCCUCCAUCUACAGAACACGGCAGAGUUUACGUCGGUAACGUGGCCUGGAUGCAUCUCCUCGCUGCCCACCAUCUGCAGGAACGCCCUUCUGCUCUGGGCGGACAGGUCUAUUUCUGCUACGACCACUCUCCAUAUAAAAGCUACGAAGACUUUAACAUGGAGUUCCUGUCGGCCUGUGGGUUUCGGAUGAUCUCGUCUCGCCCCCUGGUGCCUUACUUCCUUCUCUAUUUGAUCGCCCUGCUUAAUUCACUUCUUCAAUGGCUUCUCCAUCCGUUCUGCAUCUACGCCCCUAUACUCAACCCGUACACCCUGGCGGUGGCCAGCACCACAUUUACGGUGCAGACGGACAAGGCGGAGAGACACUUUGGUUACAAGCCGCUGUUCAGCUGGGAGGAGAGCAAGCGUCAUACGGUGGCCUGGGUGAAGAGCUUCGAGGAGGGUGAAAAGAGCAGAUGACACCGACCAUAACUAGGUGUCACCAGGCAUUCACAACACAUCACAGAUCCACCAUUCUACAUAGUCUUAUUCAAGUGGAACAUAUUACAGGUUACAAGAGUCAUGAAACUCGUCUGCACAUUGUGUAGAACCAUCUCAAGGUUGCCAAAUCUACCACUUAUAUUUAAUAAGGCAGAUACAUUCCAUUAUAUUUCACCAUAAACUAGGCAACACCUAAUGGUGACAUCCAUUCUCUCACACUUACGAAGGUGAACAAACAACUUAAGUACAAUAAUCUGUAGACACAGAUCCCACAUCCAUCUCUGAGGAUUAUUGAAUGUUAGAUAACCUUGUAAUUUAGUUAAAUUACUGCGAAGUCGAUUCCAAAAACUGCAGGAACCGUGAGGAUAAAAAGGAGUCAACUUCCAAGAAAAAAUCAUUAAACACAAUAAGUUGCACUACCACUCAUAACCUAUAGGUGGAGUUUUGCUCUCUAUGAUUUAUUUUCUCAUUACAUCACCUACAGGUUGGGAUCAGUACUACAUAAGCUACAUUAAUAUUCAUCCAAGUCCUCUUUUGAUACAUUAAUAUUCAUCCAAGUCCCACAUUUUAAUAAUAUAAAAAAAAAGGUUUAGAAUCGCCCCCUCAAACCCCCAAAACCCCUCCUCAUUGUUCCGUAAUUAUGUUUACAUCCAUCGAUUCUAUGUUAUAAUUGUAUAUUUUAUAUCGUGCUUAAUAUUUUUAUAAUGAAUGUAGAAAGAAGUCAGAUGAAUUUAGUUCCUUAUAUUGCUGCUAUCGUGAUGCUUAGUAUAAGGUAAAAAAUGCAAUAUCUAAUUUAUAAUGCACACACAAAGUUGGCGAACCAGGCGGGAUGUCCAUAUAUACUCCUAUAGGUAGGCAAGCUUUAUGAUAGACUCAUUGUUUUUUGGAGGCUAACUCUUAUUCGCUGAUCAAGAUAUUGCCCCCCCCCCCCCCUAUGAUCUGCUGACCAGGGAAGGCACCUGGCAUCAGAGCAUUACCUUUGUAGUAUUCAUAAAUACAUCCUUCAUUUAUAAUGCAGACAAAAGUUGGCGAACCAGGCGGGAUGCCCAUGUAAAUUCCUAUAGGUAGCCAGGCUCUAUGUUAGACUAGUAUUAAAGGGGUUGUCUUUAGAGGCAACUCUUAUUCGCUGUUCAAGGGGUGUCCCUCCCUAUGAUCUACGACCAGGGUAGGCACCUGGCAUCAGACUCUUACCUUUGUAGUAUUCAUAAAACCAAUAGGUGUCUGUGUAAUGCAGUGGUCUCAAUCUGUGGCACUCUAGAUGUUGCAAAACUCCAACUCCCUGCAUGCCCGGACAGCCGUUGGCUGUCCGGGCAUGCAGGGAGUUGGAGUUUUGCAACAAUCUUUGCCCUAUCGGUUGUUGGGUGCCUUCAGUUGGUGCACAUUGGCUGUUCGGGCAUGCUGGGAUUUGGAGUUUUGCAACAUCUAGAGUGCCACAGUUUGAGACCACUGGUGUAAUGCAAUGGGGUCCUCCAGAGUUAGCGUUUUGGCCUAUAGAGGGGGGUCCUGAUGAUGGGAACCCUACUAGACCUUAGUAUUGAGGGGUUGCCCAAAUAGGAAAAGCCCAAAGUAUGAGAGAGGUAGGGCCAGGUAUUAUGGACAUGACAGAAUAAAAUAUAAAGGGGGAGGGGCUUUAUCAGAGGUGAGGGAGGCCCCAAAUAGUUGGAUUAAGAAAGUGAAGUGACCCUGUAGCUCUUGUGCCGGAAUAGUAUUCAAUAGGUUAAAGUAAGUGUUCAGCCCCGACCAAGAGAUCCUACAAUGGAUUGGGGGCGAUCUUCUGAUAAGGGACCAAUGGAGGAGGAAGACACACGUUUACAACUGCAAAUAGUAUAGUACAUACUUACAGCAAUAAAAAAAUAGUGCAAUAAUUUAUGUUAAUUUAUUAAUAUUAAUUUUAGAAUUGUAAUUAAUAAAUUACUGUGAUGA
Hyla sarda is the source of this 3235-nucleotide messenger RNA. It is a transcript of the gene HSD3B7, whose product is annotated as hydroxy-delta-5-steroid dehydrogenase, 3 beta- and steroid delta-isomerase 7. NCBI's taxonomy places the organism in Eukaryota, Metazoa, Chordata, Amphibia, Anura, Hylidae. The record is from RefSeq and is a predicted model, not a curated record. The transcript is spliced from 7 exons. Bases 185 to 1291 code for a protein of 368 amino acids. Gene Ontology annotation, molecular function: 3-beta-hydroxy-Delta5-steroid dehydrogenase (NAD+) activity. Gene Ontology annotation, biological process: steroid biosynthetic process.